AAGCUCUAUAACAUCAGUCAUCAGCUCGGAUUUUCAUUGUCGACCAUGUAAGGAAGAAGAACAAACAAGGUGCAACCGGUGCAUCAUGUUUUGCCCUGAGUGUGGAAAUCAGGUGGAAAGGUCGUAUAAAUUCUGUUCUGAAUGUGGCUUCAAGUUAUCGCUUUUGACUAAAACUAGGACCCAAAAUGUGGCCACGUCAGCAUCUCAGCCCUCAGUCACCACUGAGAAGAACCCAAAAGAGGGUCAAGACCAGGUUCCAAAGGAUGUAAAAGAACAAGAAAACACUGUCCAGAUAAAGGGGCAGUCAGCUAGUGAUGACUCAGAUCCAGCCAGAGAUGAUGCAACGCAGGACCCAUCAAAUAACACAGAUGGCCCAGCAGCAGUGGAAACCAGAUCCACAGCCUCAUCCCUCCACCAGACACAUGGCAAUUUAGUUGCUACAACACAAGUCACAGGGACUAGAAAGGAGGAAGAGAGGCUAUCUAGAACAGCCGCUAGAAGUAAGACACCGCCCUCUCCUACACCUCUCCUACACGACAGUGAUAAACUGACAGUGCAACAAACAGAGGACCCAUCAGAUAUCAGUACAGAGACCAGCCGGGAUGCAGUACAACGUCCUGCUGACAAGUCAAGUGACAUUCAUUCUGGGCAGUUGUCUGAUGCUACGUCAUCACUAACAUCAACUAAAGAAACCAGCGCCACUGCACCUGAAUCAUCUGAGCAAAUACUUCAAGACUGUGAUUUGGUGGCAAAGCACCCUGCCUCUGGUCAAGAUGAAGAUAAGACAUUCAACCGUGAGACACAAAAUCUCUCCUACAGGCCAAAUGAUAAUGAGAAUCACACCAACACUGAACAGCAUACAGCUGUGAAACAAACUGACAGGAAAGAUGACCAACAAGGUGGAGAUAAGAGCUGUUAUUCAGAUGACCAAAAUACUGAAAAAACUGGAUCUGCUGAUCCAUGUCCAGUAACAAAGGAAGCAGCCAAAAGCACUGAGGCUGUUGACACCAAAUCAGAUGAGAAAGAAAGCCUACACUUGGAGAGACAAGAACAGCAGCCAGAUGUGGCCACGUCAGCAUCUCUGCCCUCAGUCACCUCUGAGGAAAACCCAAAGGAGGACCAGGUUCCAAAAGAUGUUAAAGGACAAGAAAACACUUCCCAGAUAAAGGGGCAGUCAGCUAGUGAUGACUCAGAUCCAGCCAGAGAUGACACUACAACACAGGACCUAUCAAAUAACACAGAUGGCCCAGCAGCAGUGGAAACCAGAGCCACAGCCUCAUCCCUCCACCAGACACAUGGCAAUUUAGUUGCUACAACACAAGUCACAGGGACCCGUAAGGAGGAAGAGAGGCUAUCUAGAACAGCUGCCAGAAGUAAGACACCGCCCUCUCCUACACUUGACAGUGAUAAACUGACAGUGCAACAAACAAAGGACCCAUCAGAUAUCAGUACAGCUGUUGACACCAAAGCAAGUGAAAAAGCAAGCACACAUCUGGAGAGACAAGCACAGCAGCCAAGUAAUGUAGCUGUCUCUAGGUCACCAGCACCCGAGGAGGUGGGUCCUCUAGUGGCAGCAAAUAUCUUGGAAAGAUCUGCUGAACUUCCACAGAUUUCAUCAGACAAUGAAUAUGUGGCUGUGUACUUCCAUGCUGUCACUUCUAAAGACUUGAAUUUGGAUCCAGAAAAAGACUUUGUUGAAGUACACUCUAAAGCAUUGUUUGGAAACUGGGAUCAUGGUCUGAAAAUGUCCUUUUCCAGGUCUCUAGGGGACAAGAGAUAUCUUGUUGAAGGACGGGUUUUGUUUCACAAAAGCAAAAUUCAUGAGAGCAUACCCUACAAAUACGCAGUAUACAAGCACAAGUAUAAGGAAAUCUAUGAGACCAUCUAUCAGAAAGAUGAAAAUCACUUCAUCAACAGGUGCCUGUCAAUCAGACAGGACCUUUUAACAAAUGAAGAUGAGUGGCACCAAUAUGAUGAUGUGAUCCAUCCCAAACUGAAGAGCAGUUGGAUUUGGCAUUCUGCCAAAGAAACUGUAAUAAAAGGGAGAAACCAAGCUGGCGUGGAAAUGCUAAAAAUAAUCUUUGAUCUUCUUACAACCUGGAAUGAACAAAAUGUGAACAACUUCUUUUUAUUGCUACAACAGUUCUUUUAUGCAUACAGCUAUCCUUUGCUUCAUGAUGGCAUGAAAAGACCGUGGCCAUUACAAUAUGGUAAAGAAGAGGUGAAAAUCCUGCUCAAAAAUUUCCUGGAGGAAAACAUCAUUGCUCAGCCAAGCAUGUGGAAAGAAGAAACAGAAUCCCUCUUACCACCUCUGCAUGCAGGAGUUGUUGGUUUGCUUGUCUACAACAAGUACCUGAAAGAGAGCAUGACACAUCAACUGUCUAGUCUAUGCAAUCUUCUUUGCCUGCCUAAAAAACCACAACGGCAUUUCAUCUCAAUCUGGACAGACUUUGUCAGGCCAUUAGCUGAUAAAAAGAGUAUUGCAGAUACUGUUGAGAUGCUUUGCAACAAUGCUAGACAAUACCACAUUGAGAAGUUCAUCUUGGUCAUCCCUCUGAUUCACCUACUGAGAGGAGAAAGUAAGCCUUUUGAGCCAGUUCCACCUGUCUUGAAUCCACAGUUUGACUCCUGGACAGACUUGAAGGGAAGCAAAGGAAUACAUUCAUACAGGGAUGGUAGCUCUAGGAGUCUGAUCAAGAUCAUGAAAGAAAAUGCAUACCUGCUGGACAUUGACCGUCGUCUUGUUCGCUCUUGGAUGUCUCUGCUGAGUGUGGAUGAUCUAAUGAGCUUCAUAUCCAGUGUGCAAGUGGACCUCUUAGACAUUCUUUACCACAUGCAGUUCAGUGUCAAAUCUGGAGGACCCCACUUAAACUACAAAUCUUUGAAAGAACUGGCAUCUCAUCUUAUCAACAGAGAAAGAAAUCGCAGUAAAAGUUUUGAUGACCAGUAUGGAGAGUGCUGCCUGAAAACUGCAGUAAGGCUUCUCGGUUCUGUCUGCUCUCACACAAAUAAUUCAGACUGCUGGGAUGUCCCUCUUGACUUCCUUGAUCUCGUCUGUCUGAUUGCCAAGUCAUAUGACCACGCUGAUUCCCAGUCAAGAGUGAGAAUUCAUGAAGAAUCAAUUGGGGAGACAUUAGAGACAGUGAGAAAAUGGCGGCGAAAUACCUUCAAAAACAAGCUGGUUAAUCAAUGGAAAGCACAGUUUUCUGUACCACAUGAAAUUAAGGUAUGGGACAAGUUACUAUCGCUAUCCUUCAGUCAUGACGAACACACUUCAUUCUGGAGAAACACAUUCAUGGCAGAUUUUGAGGGAAAACUAAAAAAAGAACAUCUAGUGGAUCAAAUUGGAAUAUACUCCAACAAGAUGGAAGAAAUGAGCAAGACAAGUCCAUCAUUAUGCAGUGCAAUGGAGAAAUGUGCACUGGAGGCAGUUGCUGCUCUUUGUCAGGAUAAAUCUGGUAGAGCUAUUUCAGAUCUGUUGGACAAACAUGAUAUCACAAAGUUUGGGAAGCUGAUGUCUGUUGUUGUGCUGAAGACAUGGCCCAGAGAUACCAAUGGAGUAUACGUUGAAGGCGAGGACUUGAUAUUUGAGUACCUUGUUAACUGGCCCAUGGCCAAAACUGUCCUCCAAAUGACAGGUGCAAGAGGAAGACUGAUUGACAAAUUGUCAGAUGAAGCACAAGUCAGGAUGACUUUGGCCAGUUCAGCAUUAAAAUCUGUGGCAGAGAAGUUCCUCAGUGGAGAAAUCCAAAUUAAAACUUUAAACCAAAUCCUCCACAAAGAUCGUGAAUUCAUUGACUUGUUGAAGAUAGAUGGUCUCUGUGAUGAUGGUCGUUGUAAAGAUGAGAGAAACAUGAGAAGAUUACUGCGAUCAAGAAAAGACGAAGCAGAGGCUGUCCACAGAGAGAAGGAGCUGGUCAAGGGUCUUGUACAAAUCUGCCAGGAGCUCCCCCAAAAUGUCAAAGUUGACUUCAAGGGAUUGGACAGAAAACUUCAUCAGAACAUUGAGAUGUUGAACCUGAAUGAAUUAAUGAAGGUUGACGCUCUUGAUGAACAGACUUCUUCUGAAACUGGGAAGGUCACUUAUUUUAACCUUUGUGAUGUCAACCGUCAAAUGGCUUCAGAACUGCAUGACAUUAAAGACAGCUCAAUCUUUAAAAUGUGCUGGAGGACCCAAGUAGAUGAGUUGUCGAGAGACCAACCCGAUACAGAGGACACUGAACAUCUUGAAGGAAAUGAGGAAAUCUACACGCUUGACCAGGUCUACAGCCAAAUUUUCCAGGGCUGCUACAGCACAUACAAAGGGCUUUAUCAAAGUCUGAAGAGUGGAGAAGUUUUACUGGAGGAAAUAGACAGCAUGGUUGAGGUCUAUAAAGGAAAGUAUGAAGACUUGCGGAAAGAUUUAGACAUCAUGUGCAGAAUAGAUCUGCAGGACAACAGAAAAUGGAUUAGAGGGAGGAUUGACCAGAUUCGACACUACCAUGACCUUAAUCUUGCAAUGGAAUCUGCCAAAAUCAUCAUGGGUAUCAGGAAAACAAUAUGUCCAAAGGGAGACUUCAAAAUACUGGAAAGAUUGCUGCAAAUGAAUGAAGCUGACUUCAAGAAAAACAGCCUGGACUGCAUAGAUGAUACCCUCAUAAAUGCCAAAAAUGUUCUGAAGGACAUCACAGAGAAUCGCAGGAAAUGUCUUGAGGAACUCAGUCUGAGACAAAACUUUGUGCUGUGGGUUAAAGAAGCACUUACAGAUAUCAAUGAAUUGAAAGUUUUUGUUGAUCUGGCAUCCAUCUCUGCUGGAGAGAAUGACCUGGAUGUGGAUCGAGUGGCCUGUUUUCAUGAUGCUGUCCUUGGUUACUCAUCCAUGCUGUAUGGUCUGAAGGAGGACUCCGGCUUUAAGGACUGUGAGGCAUCGUUGUCAAAAUUGUGGAGGGCACUUGAAAAUGACAGUGACAUACCAGUGAAGCUGCGGGAUACAGCACGUCAUCUGGAAUGGUUAAAGACUGUUAAAGAAAGCCAUGGAUCAGUUGAAUUUUCAUCUCUAUCCCUGGCUACGUCCAUCAAUGAGAGAGGGAUAUACACAAUCAAGGCCCAAAACCAGAAAAGGCUUGCUUUAGAGAGUUCCCUGACACUGCAAAUUCAAGAUGGACAUGAGAAAAACCUGACAUGCACCUAUGAGGACCUGAAGGAAUUGCAAAAUAAGCUUAUGCUCAUGUCCAGGAGAGGGGAACAAAAUCAAAGUGAAGUGGAUCGAUUUGCUGAGGUGUUUGACAGUGUCCAAAGACUUGCCAAAGCCUUUGUAGACCUUUAUGCUGCAGGGAACCCACUCUUCAGAUGUUGGGAAGCUAAGAUUUACUGCAAACGUCAGAGUGAUCCAUGCAUCAUUAUGGAAAUCAAGUUUUGCAAGACCCUGCAUUCCAUCCAAGUGUGUGGAAGUCUAGUUGAACAGCUUACAGUACUGUCCAAGAAGAUGGAGUUGUUUCUUGAUGACUGGCAGAACUUCAUGGACAAACAGAGAUCAGAUCACUAUUACUUAAACUACUUCACAGCUGAGCAAAUAUUUUACCUGUGCAGUGUUGUAAGUCAGACAAAUGUAAAUGCAGAAAUAGAGGACAACGCUUUGAUGAUGCUCUCUUUCAUCAAACCAAACUGCACAACAUCAGAUGUCUGGACCACAUGGGGAAGAUUUUACAACCAGUUUCAGUCUGGCCAAAGGCUGAAUGAAUGCAUUCACUUUCAAAGCCACUUUCUUCACCAGGGUGACAGCAGUAUAUCCUCACCUGAUCCAACAGACAAGCCAGACCAGACCAUUGGGUUGAAAGAACUGGAGGAGUUGUGGAAUGGCUACAUGAAGAAUGAGAAAAUAUUUUUCCAUGACCUCCUGGACAUAAGGAGUUUAGGGGGGUUACUAAAAACUAUGUCUAUCACAGAGGACCAAAUUGAAAAUGAAUGGGAAGAGCCAGUGCUCUCAGAGACAAAAGACAAUUCACUUAGAAGAAGGCUCCCAAAAGGCCUUCUCUCAAACCAACCUAAUCUCAUAAUCUGCCCACACGAUGAGGUCCUGACUUCAAGCAUCUGCUUGUACAUGACCAGUGAAUAUGAGCCACUGCCAAGUUAUGAUGAGGUUCUCUUGUGUACCCCUGCAACAUCGCAUGAGCAAGUCGAGCUUUUUCUGAGGAGAUGUCUCACACCAGGUGACAUAGGCCAGAAAAUUUACACAAUGCUUUGGGCAGACCAACUAACAUAUGACGUUAGCUGUGCAAUGGAGAAGUGUUUUCAGAAACUACGUUCCCAUGAUUACAGGCUAGUGAUCUUUUGCAGCUCUGACAGGGAACACACUUACAUUCCCACUGCAUUCAGUCAGUUCAAAAGAGACUUUGUGCCACAAGAGCCAUUGGAAAGGAUCCAGAAGUACUUGUCAAGGCAUUACACUGUCACAUCAGCAUACAAAAAUGCCAUGUUCAAACGUGGCCAUUCUGUUGGUAUUGUUGCUUCCCGACGUGCAGGAGUGGGUAAGUCACUGUAUGUCCAGAGAUUGUUUGAAAAGCUGGAGGGAAGUGUUGAACCAGGAACUGCAUGCAGGAAGUGCAUCCGACUAACUGAUCAUGAGGUUGAUGACCACAAGGUUCUGCAGUCUUUGUAUGACACACCAAAACAAAAAGAUAUCAGAGUGUUUCACUUUGAUGUCAUGUCCUCGGUGCAAAAAGGCUUGAAUGAAUUCCUAUUCAAGCUUCUCUUUUUGCGUUACCUGAUGGAUUCAGAUGGACGGAUGUGGCAUUGCAGCCACAAAGACUUGUACAUAAUCGAGUUACUGGAAUCUCUGAAUGAUCAGCCCAGACAUGCCCCCAGAUCAGGUCGAAAGGAAAACUUUGCAUUUUCGGACAUUUUCCCCAAGGUGUUUUGUCGUCCACCAAAGGAGGUCCAGGCUUUGGAGAUGAAGAGAGAAGAAAAUGCUGAUAUGGAGAGUGAUGACCCCCUCAUGGAUGAUGAAUGUUUCAAGAGUGAAGCUUACCAGAGACCAUACCAAUAUCUCACACGUUUUCACAACAACAGUAAUCUUGACAAUUUCACUUACAAGGGCAUUGAAGGGAGUCAUGCAGAGUGUCUUCAGAUACUCUUAAUCUACUGUGGCAUAAUCGAUCCAUCAUGGGCGGAGCUACGUAACUUUGUCUGGUUCCUUAAUCUUCAGUUGCAAGACUGUGAGAACUCAGUCUUCUGCAAAUUUGAGUUUGUUGGAGACACUCUUUGUGGGUUCAAAAACUUUGUAGUUGAGUUUAUGAUCUUGAUGUCCAAAGACUUUGCAACCCCAUCACUAUGCAUCGCUGACCAGAGCCCAGGGAGGCAACAAGUUGACAUCAGCGGACUUAAUGAAAGGGACUUGGCUCCAUUCCUCAUCAGAAAAAGGUGGGAGUCUGAACCACAUCCAUACAUCUUUUUUAAUGAUGACCACAUGUCCAUGACUUUCAUUGGGUUUCACCUCAGGAUUAAUAACCAGAAAGGGGUUGAUGCCAUAAAUCCUUUGACAGGAGAAGUUAUAAAGAAAAACAUCAUGACUCAAGAGCUGUACACUGGCUUAAAACUACAAAGAGUCCCUUUUAAUAGGAACUUUGAUCAGCUUCCUCGAGCUGACAAGAUUGAGCAUCUCUGUAGUGUACUUGGCAUCAAGUGGCCAACAGAUCCUGAUGAAACAUAUGAAUUGACCACUGAUAACAUCCUCAAAAUGAUGGCAAUCCAUAUGAGAUUUAGGUGUGGUAUCCCUGUCAUCAUAAUGGGUGAAACAGGAUGUGGCAAGACAAGGCUCAUAAAGUUUAUGUGUGAAUUGAGAAGAUGUGGAGCACCAACAGAAAACAUGAAACUGGUCAAGGUUCAUGGAGGAACUACAUCAGAAAUGAUACACGAGAAAGUGAAGGAAGCAGAAACUCUUGCAAGGACCAAUAAAGAGAAUCAUGAAUUUGACUCAGUUCUUUUCUUUGAUGAGGCAAACACCACAGAAGCCAUCAGCAGCAUCAAAGAGAUCAUUUGUGAUAAUUCUGUGCAGGGACAACAACUUGGUUGUCAAACAGGACUGCAGAUUAUUGCUGCCUGCAACCCCUACAGGAAGCAUACAGACAAGAUGAUUGAGAGACUUGAGGCAUCAGGAUUGGGAUACCGGGUCAGGGCUGAGGAAACUGAAGACAGGCUUGGCUCCAUCCCUCUCCGCCAGCUUGUGUAUCGUGUCCAUGUGUUACCCCCCAGCAUGAUUCCUCUUGUUUGGGACUUUGGGCAGCUCAAUGACUCAACAGAAAAAAUGUAUAUUGAACAAAUAGUACAAAGACAGGCAAAAGCCAACUCGAUUGAGGAAUGUGACAUUCCAACUAUAACUAAGGUGAUGUCGUCAUCACAAAAGUUCAUGAGGGAGAGGAAAGAUGAAUGCAGCUUUGUCAGUUUGAGGGAUGUUGAACGAUGCAUGCAAGUGUUUGAGUGGUUCCACAAAAAUCACAAAAUUUUUGAAGUGGCACUUAGAGCAUUCCUUCAAGAGCCAUCUCAAAGGAAAAAAAAAAACAGGUCACAAUUUUCCCCUGCUAGUGACAGAGUAAUCUGGUCACUCUUGAUGGCCGUUGGAGUGUGCUAUCAGUCCUGCUUGGAGGACAGAAAGCCAUAUCAGACAACUAUCAGCCAGUUGCUUCCUCAUGAAUAUGACAGAAAGAGAAUACGGCGGGAGGUCGAACUCAUGCACGAACUCCUACUCAAUGGUGUACCCAUGGGUAAAACAAUAGCCAGAAAUGAGGCUUUGAAAGAGAAUUUUUUCAUGAUGGUGAUCUGUGUUGAGCUAAGAAUUCCCUUGUUUAUUGUUGGGAAACCAGGGAGCUCAAAAUCACUGUCCAAAACCCUACUUGCAGAUGCAAUGCAGGGCCCUGCCUCACAUUCUGAACUCUGCAGGAAGCUGAAACAGAUACAUUUGGUGUCUUUCCAGUGCAGCCCCCAUUCAACUCCUGAGGGAAUCAUCAGCACAUUCAAACAAUGUGCUCGCUUUCAAGAAAAGAAAGACUUAAAUGAGUACAUUUCGGUGGUUGUUCUAGAUGAGAUUGGACUGGCUGAGGAUUCCCCAAAAAUGCCACUUAAAACACUGCACCCAUUACUGGAGGAGGGCUGUGUGGAUGAUGAACCACAACCUCAUAAACGGGUUGGGUUCAUUGGAAUUUCCAACUGGGCAUUGGACCCUGCCAAAAUGAAUCGUGGAAUAUUUGUGUCACGUGGAGAUCCAAGCCAGCAAGAGCUGAUCAAAAGUGCUGAAGGGAUUUGUUCAUCUGAUGAAAAUGUUCUUGAAAAGAUCAGACACCUCUUUGAGCCAUUUGCAAAAGCAUAUAUGAAAGUAUGCAGAGAAGGCAGAGGUUUUUUUGGUCUUCGGGAUUUCUACAGUCUAAUUAAGAUGGUAUUUUCAAUUACCAAAAUCUCUAAUGAGUGUCCUACGGCAGAUAAAAUCACUGCAGCAGUCCUGAGAAACUUCAGUGGAAAAGAUGAUGUGGAUGUGAUGGCCAUAUUUCAUGAGGAGCUCAGGGAAGAUUGUGCAAAUGCCAACAUCACCACCCUUGCUAUGGUUGAGGAAAGCAUCUCAGCUCACCAAGUUCAGGAAAAUCGCUACCUUUUAAUCCUCACAAAAAACUAUGCAGCUCUUCAGAUUCUCCAACAGAUAUUCUUCUCUCACCAAAUCCAUCCAGAGAUCAUCUUUGGGUCUAGUUUCCCAAAGGAUCAGGAGUACACGCAGAUUUGUAGAAACAUCAAUCGUGUCAAGGUUUGCAUGGAGACUGGACAGACAGUUGUGCUUCUGAACCUUCAGAAUUUGUAUGAAAGUCUGUAUGAUGCUCUCAACCAAUACUAUGUAACCCUAGGGGGACAAAAGUAUGUUGAUCUUGGAUUAGGAACACAUCGUGUGAAAUGCAGAGUUCACAAAAACUUCAGGCUCAUUGUCAUUGAAGAGAAAGAGGUGGUCUACGAGCAAUUUCCAAUCCCACUCAUUAACAGGUUGGAGAAACACUACCUUGACAUCAACACUGUUCUCAGAAAUGAGAAAAAGUACAUUGCCGCACAACUACAGGAAUGGGUCGAUGAUUUUGUCUCCUUAAGUAGUCAACAUUCCACAAAAAAGCAAUAUGUUCCAAGUGAUGUCUUCAUCGGUUACCACUCAGACACAUGCUCUUCAGUUGUCUUGCAAGUAACAGAGAAUCAAAGUGUUGAAACAGAUGCUCAGACUACUCUGUACAAAGCCAAAGGCAUUCUGCUGAACUGUGCUACUCCAGACUCAAUCAUUCGUUUGGACAAAUCCAGACUACCUGAUGAAGAAAGAGAACAUUUAACAAAAGAAUAUGUUAAAGAAGAGAUGCACAGAUCACUGGGAGACUACAUUGUCUAUCACACGCAGCAGUUGGAACUGUCCUGCUUCUUCUUCACUGAGGUCACAACAUUUUCCAGGCUGCUGACUGCGGCAGACACUCAACAACUGCAGAAUGUGACAAAGCUUGGUGAUAUCAAGCUGCUAUCACUGCAACAGUUUGACACAGAGUACUCUUUUCUCAAGGAAAUCAGGGAAUUUCUUGACUCAGCACAUGCAGACAAAGUACUCAUUAUCCAAACAGACUAUGAAGACUCGCACAGAAGGAAUAUUCUUUCCUCAGCCAAGUAUUCAUGCAUAAAUGAAAUAAACAAGUGGACCACUACUGACAGCAUAAAGACAUUUGUGUACUUUGUCAUCAAACUUCCUCGCAUUGAGGGUGGGACCUCCUAUGUUGGGUUUCAAGGCGGUCCUUGGAGGUCUGUUCACAUUGAUGAUCUCAGAAGAUCAAAAGAAUUUGUGUCUGAUGUUCAUUCCUUGAAAAAGCUACGCAUGAGUGACCUUUUUGAAGAUCCACCUGAAGCCAUGGAGACCGAAGAGCCCAUCAGUGUUCCACAAAAUGAUGACUCCACUGUUUUGGGAGAUCUGUUUGAUACUGAAGAUCUGGUGAGGAGCUGUGUGCAGAGUGCUGUGAGCAUGCUCAGAGAUGCAGAGGACAGUGGAGAACUCAGCACUAGGAGAAUUGAGAAUCUUCUCACACUUCUGGAUGGAAGUCAGACACAUGGUGUGUUUGCAAACAUUGUGAGGAGGCGUCUUCACUUGCUGUUAGAGGAGUAUGAGGCCACCAUCCCCAGUCCAAAUAGCUGGGUACUAAGUGAGGCAUCUAAUGUCACUGCUCUUCAAGAAGGGGGAACGUUCCUACACACUCUGUGGAAGAAAAUCCAAGCAGUUGUCAUUCCACUUCUGGCAAACUUGAUCUCAGCAAUUGACCGAGAUUGCAAUUUGGACCUAUUGCUGGAUGGUGGGGAUGACAUCAGGAACUUAUGGCUUGAGAUAUUUGGGAGCAAAGAGAUGCUCCAUGUACCUUAUGUCAGAGCUGAAAGCAAGGUAUUCAUGGUACAAAGCCAUACCACAGGUGGAAACACCAUGCGUUGCCUCAUGCCCUUCAGCUGGUGGAUCAAAGACUUCCUGGAUGGGCUCAUGACGCAAACAUCCAGACAUGAAAAUCAUUCACCUGGUCAUUUCCAGGCAUUGUUCUUGAACACUCCACUUGGCAGUUACAUGACAAAAAAUGUGAAUGAAAAAAUGAGGAAAGAAUUUUUCGAAAGGUAUCUAUGGGAUUUUGUUUCCAUGACAAUGAAAGUGACGUCAGAUGAAGAAUUACAGCUCUUGUGUCAGGCCUUGGUCAGCUGUGUUGAUGAAAUAUGUAGACGAAAAAGAGAUGAAGAUGAGCUAUGUCUGCCUCACAUCCACAUCACCUACCAUUUCUAUCAAAGUCGUCUUCAGAACCUCUCUCGGAUGAUUUCUCUUCAGCCUGAAAUUGUUUCUCCUUUGCGAAGAAGCCAGCACAUUAAGCAUUGUCCAGAGAUGGUUUUGGAUGUCCAUGCAGCCCAGGCAUGUGUUGAAUACCUGGUAUCUCCUGAUUUAGAUACUGAUGCUCUCUGCCAGCGCUGGCUGAAGCAGGUGAAAAGGCUGCAAGCUUCUUUGGAGCUGAUUUGCUCUCAACACAACAGCAAACAGUAUGGAGAGCGAUGCAAAGAAAGACUCCAUGAUGUCAGUAAUGGCUGGAAGCGCAUCUACAUCCUCUCAUUGUUUGUGGAACACAUGCUGCUGGGUUUCCAUAGUGAACAGAAUCAGCUCAGAAGACUGGUGCUGAAUCACAUUCAAAGAUUAAGCAGGGUUCUGCAGGGAAACUCUGAUGUAAAAUCAGUGAAAGCUUUUCAAGCUGUGAUUGAAGUUCUGAAGUCCUGUAAGCAAGGGGCAAGUGAUCAGAUUUUCAGGUUUGGACAUCACUGUGAUGUGUGCUUGAGAGAGCCUCAGGACCCAGUGGGGCUGCCAUGCCAUCACAUCUACUGCUUAACAUGUGUCAGGGCCAACCUAGAUGCAGGACAGACUUCAUGUCCCAAAUGCAGGCAACAGUUACCAAAUGACUUUCAGCCACAUGUCUCUGAAGAUAUCAGGGCUUCUUUCAAGAAAAAUGCUGAAUUCAGGCAGCGUUGCAAUGGUUUCUUCAUUGAUAUGCUCACCACUGUGUGCUUCAAGGAUAACACCCCACCAACCCAAGGUGUCAUCAACCAUUUGUUGUCCUACAUGAGGGUUGAAACAGAGGAUAAACAGAUUCACACCAAAGAUCUGUCGCCUUUUGACGAGUCCCCCGAUAACAACCCAGUCGUGCGAUCUGUGAUCCUCAAGCUGCUGCUGAAGUUCAGCUUUGAUGAAGUCAAGGAAUAUUUGCAGCAGCAUUUGUCGUCUGUUGAAGAAAGCAGAUUUGUGGAUGAGGGUGAUAAAGCAGAGCUUUAUGCCUUGUACAUCAACUGCUUGGAGGAUUCCAUGUGGGAGAAAAUGUCUCUGGAUGGCAACAAGCCUGAAGAGUUGAAGCCAUUUUUCAAUAAUGAAACACAGUUCCUGCGUUUCUUUUUGGCUGAAGUCACCUCUGUUCCGGCAACAGUAUCUAUUCAACAUCUACAGCACAUUGCCCAACUGCGUCUUUCCCUCACAAUGGCCACCAGUCCCAUCAGUGACUUUCUGUCUGACAACAAUGUCCCAGAUGGAGCAGAAGAUUUCCUGAACAUGGUAAUUAAGCUCUGUGAGGAGGGGGGGAAUGACUGGUACCGCGUUUACCUGAUACGCAAGCUCAGCGAAUUGCAUGGUGUUGAACUCGUCCAGACGCUGGUGAAACAACCAAAGUUCAGAUGGCUUUUCCCUACAGAGAUCCAUCAGCAGAAUGAAGAUGGAGGCCAGAUGGACCAGUAUCUUGUGUAUGGAGAAGAAUACAAGGCGGUGAGGGAUGCAGUUGCAAAGGCAGUAGUGGACGGUGAUGUCGAGCAGAUAGAAGAAGUCUGCGAGAAAUGCACCGCACCACCAAGGAAUCGAACAGUGUUCAUUCUCCUGGCACUUUUCAGAGAGGUUACGACUCUGUACAGGUCUGCCAACAAAGGUCUUCAUCCCACCCUUGAGCGAUGCCAGUCAUUUGGAGAACUCAUCCAGGGGUCAAGGUAUCUUCAUCAAAGAGAAGUAAGGGAUUUUGCCUCAGCCUUGGUUCACAACAGGUUGGGAGCCCUGACCAUCCAUCCUGGUUACACUAUUGUGGAUAAUGCUGUCAUCGAGCUGACCAUCCAUCUGGCAGCUGUGCUACUCACUGGGACUCCCCCCUUGCUAAUGCCACUAAAGCAACUUGGUCUGUUUCCUGAAAAUAUGCAGGGGGCUUUUAUACCCACAAUGCCUGAUGACAUGUUAGCUGUUGCCCAGGCAGCCAUUCAGCAAGGCUAUGGGCAGCUCACUUGGUAUAUGUGUCCAAAUAAUCAUCCAUGCUUUGUUGAUGAGUGCGGCCUGCCCAUGCAGAGAGGCCGAUGUCUGGAGUGUGGCCUGGAGGUUGGAGGGGAGCAUCAUAUGGCCUUGCCUGGGUUUAGACCAAUUCAGCUCCAGCAGGAUCGCACCAGGCCUGGCCACAUCCUGGGAGACCCUGAACGGAGGAACAACCCAGAUGCCCUGGACACUAAAAACAUGUCUCUGACUCCCUUCACUCUGGUCAGGCUGGUCACACAUUUGGCGAUGUUGCUGGGAUCCUCAGAGAAGUCCCAGUUUGUCCAGAACAUCAUCCAGCCAACUGUGGAGGAUGUUUGUGCGUUUCUCACCCUACACUUAAUAAAGGAUCUGGAUCAGCUGUCACAGGCACUGGGAAAAGGAGCUGAUGACACUAUUACAACUGUCCACUUGGUGCUCAGAUCUCUGCAAGACAUUCCGCAGACCAGUCACUCUGGCAUUGAUCCGCGCUUAACAACCAAAGCAUCCAGGAACUGCUGGGAAACUACCAUGGCUGCAGAAAUGAUGCCUCAGUUGAAGGAUCUUGAUCAACUUCUGCAAGAAGGAAAGGGCAAAAUCAGGACCGAUUCCCGUGUAUCUUCCAACUUCAUCAUGAGGACGACCUUCGGUGAUGAUUGUACUUUCCUGGCGUCGCUGCCACAGGGCUCUCAGGUCCACAGCUCAGCAGUGUGGAGCUGCAGGGAGAGGCUCUCGUUGCUCAGCCUCACACACAUUGUGGACCAUAAUGACCAAAAGGAGGAACUGCCUCUGCUCUGGAGGUUCCUGCAGAAGGAGAUAGAAUUUCGGCAGAUUAAGUUCCUUCCAGACAUCCUAAUCCUGCAAAAACGUUUGGUGAGAAAGUUCCAGAACACAUCUGACCAGAUCGUGGGCUCAAUCAGAGAGUUCACUGAGAAGCAGUCAGACAUGAGAACAUGGUAUGAAAAACACAUUGACAUCUUCCUGAGAACAUGGAAUCUGCUCAGAGUGUCUGUAACCAGCACUGAGAUGAAGAUUCCAGAUGAAUUUUGCAGUGAGGACUUGGACUUGAACAGUGACCUACAGUACCUCCUGCCCCGGCGGCAGGGUCCAGGCCUGUGUGCCACAGGGUUGAUCAGCUACCUUGUGGGACUACAAAAUGAGCUUGUGUAUGCUGUGGACAGCUACACCGGAGAGGACAGCAGCAGUUACAAGGUGACCAUGGCAGAGCUGACAGAGCAGCAUGUGAUCUGCUAUGAGGUGGAGAAGGAUCUGCUUCCUCUGGUUUUGUCCAACUGUCAGUACAGCUUAGAACGUGGCCAUGAGACAAUAUCACAUUAUGACCUACCCAGGAUCCAGCAGCAGAUCCUCACCCGCUUUCUACAGGGAAAACCCCUCAUCACCUGCACAGGAAUCCCCACUCUGGUCAACACACAAGAGAGAGACUAUGAAACCAUUUUCAACGCUGUUAAAGGAAGAGUCCAUCAGAAGCCUCUGUCCUCUCUGACACGGAACGCUGUGUCCAGAGAGCUGAACUCCUUCAGUGAGGUGUGUGAGGCGUUCAAGAUCGUGGAGCUGCUCCUGGGUUUCCUCUCAGUGACGGGUGGUGAUCCCAUGAUGAAACUAGUCACUUACCUCCAGGACGUGCUGAAGAUGGCCGACCGCAUUGAUCAUCACAUAUUACAGGCUCUGGGCAGAUGCACCCUCAGACACUGUGUUUCACUGUGGCAGCUCCUCUCUUCUCUUAAAUCUGAAAACAUGCUGCGUCUCAGGAGGGAGCCCUUUUCGGGGUAUUCAGCUAAGUACCUGAAGCCACUGACAGAGAAGGACAAGACUGAGCUGAAAGGCUUCAUGUCCAUUGGAAAUGUGGACCAGUGGCUUCUUGAGAUGCAUGAGUUCCUCCUGCUGAGACUGGGUCGCCCCUGGGCCACUGACGACUUCAAUCCAUCCUGGGGUGUGAAAGAGACUGUGGCUGCCUACAUGGACAGCAAAGAAGUGGAGGUGCCCCCUUAUGUGGAGGGCAAGUUUCCUGAAAAUCUGCAGCUGUCUCAGAUUGUGGAGACCUGGAAAUACGCCAUCACCACCAAACAGGACUGGAUGAUGGAGAGAUGAACAGGAUGGGUUUACAGAGAUUUAUUAGGUUUAUCAGAUUAAUUUAUGUUAUACAGUCUAAUAGAAACUGAAUUUGUUUCAGUCUUAUUAAUUUUUUCUUUGAUAAUUAUAUAUGAAAAAAAACCUAAGACUGAUUAAUCUUGAGUGCCUUGAAUAUAUAGUUUGUUUGGUUUUUUUUCUUGUCAUGAGCCAGCUGUUCAUUUACUACUUAGCCUCAUUUGAAGAAAUUCCCAUAUAUUAUAAGCGUAUAUUUUAAUUUCAGUUGGAUUAAGUGUAUUUCACUAUGGACCACCAAAAUCAGAUAAUUAGGGUAAUGAGUCUGCAUGGUGGUAUGACAAAGUAGUAAAGAUACAAUACUGCAUGUUUUUUUAUUAUAUUUUUAUUAUUCUUACACAUUUAAGUACUUUGAAUGUUUAUUUUCAUUAAUAUGAAGGUAAAAUCUUUGAAGCAAAAUGUUUAGUUUAUGAGAUAAUGUCAAUUUCUUCUUAUUUUUUCAUCAUUAUCAUUACUAUUAGCAUUUUAGUUCAGUUUUUUGGUAUUUCUGCUUUAUUGAUAGUGGUUAUAAAGAGAGACAGGAAAGGCAGGGAAAGAGAGGGGAUGACAUGCAGCAGCCUGGGCCUCUGUGCUAAGGAUUCAACUUUGAUAUGUAGUACACAGUCUACCAGGUGAGCGACCAGAGUGCCCCUGUUUUAUCUUAUUUUUAUGUCUUUUUGUUCAGUCUGGUAAUGUUUAGGGUCAAUGGCACCAGAAAAUCAUGGACAAUAGUGUCUGUCAUGAUACCCAUAACAGCCUUUUUAUUAUAUUUUUAUCUUUAGGCCUGUUAAGUCUUUUUAUAUUUGUAUCUCAGUCUUUCAAGCUUUAUUUUAUUUUUAUCUUUAGGCCGCUAAGUCUUUAAAAAACUAUUUUAGCAAUAAAUCAGUUUUUAGAGCAUAAAACAAUAUGUGUUACAAGUGUGUUCUACAAUUUGUUUACAUACUUGUGACAGCAGAAAAACUACAAGUAUCUGAUUUUAUGUGAAAUGGCAUUUCUGCUUUCUUGAUAGUGAGAGUGGAGGGCAACAGGUAAGGCAGGGAAAGAGAGAGGUUGACAUGCAGCAAAGGGCCUGGGCCUCAGUGGUAAGGAUUCAGCUGAGCGACCAGAGUGCCCCUGUUUUUUCAUAUUUUUAUGUAUUUUUGUUCAGUCUGGUCAUGUUUGAAGUUGAUGAUGCGAGAAAAUCGGGGACAUAGUGUCUGUGAUGAUACCCGUAACUAUCUGCAGGGAAGUUUGAAACCAUGGAUAUGGAUGUGCUCUUUGAUUACUUUUUCUACUGUUAGAAAAUCUAAAAUCAGGAGACAGGAGGCAGAAUAUCUCCCAAUGCAUUUUAAGUCUUGAAUUUUUUUAAUCUUUUUAUCUUUAAGCCUUUGAAGUGUUAUAUUAUAUUAUAUUAUAUAUAUUAUAUAUUUUAUCUUAAGGCCCCUUAAGUAUUUUUAUAUUUUUAUCUUUAGGCUUUUUAAGUAUUAAAAAAACUACUGGUGACAGCUGAAAAACAGGUAUCUGAUUUUAUGUGAAGUGGUUAAAAGCAUGUAACCUUUCACAGUUAUAAGGCUGUAUGUUGUUUCUGUUUUUAAAGAUUUUUCUGCGAUAAUUAUGUUUGGAAAGAUUUAAAAAUAACCUUAAGGCCUUAAGACUGACUAAUCUUGAGUGCAAAAUGCUUUGAAUAUAUAGUUUUAGCGGUGUCACGAGCCAGCUACUCUUUUACUGCCUUUUAUUAAUAGAAAUAAUUUUAAGAAUCACUAUCUGAGCCUCAUUUGAACAACGUCUCAAUAUCUACUCAGGAAAAUGUUUGACUUUCACGAGCGUAUAUUUUAACUUUUUUAUAAUAUCUUUUACAGGAUUACAUUUACUUAUAUUUGUUUUGGAUUAAGUUUAUUUCACCAUUGACCACCAAAAUCAAAUAAUCAGAUCAAAUCAGUCUUCAUGGUGGUACGAUAAAGUAGUAGAGAAAAGAUAAGAUACUGCAUGUUUUUCAGUAUAUUUAUAUUCUUCUUACACAUUUAAGGACUUUGAAUUUUUAUUUGCGCUAAUGUGAAGGUAAAGUGAUCUUUGAAACAAAACAUUUGGUUUAAAAUGUAUGUUUAUUCAUAUUUUUAAAUCAUCAUUAUUAUUAUUAUUUUAAAGAUAGUUUUUUGGUAUUUCUGCUUUAUUGCUAGUGGUAGUAAAGAGAGACAGGAAAGGCAGGGAAAGAGAGAGGAUGAAAUGCAGCAAAGGGCCCGGGCCUCUGUGGUAAGGACUUAGCCUUGAUAACUUAUAUGCAUGGAUAUAGAAUCAGAAGCAGAACAUCUCCUAACACUUUUAAAGUCUUCUGAAACCUUUUUUAAAAAUUAUAUUUAUCUUUAAACUUUUUUCUAGAUAGAUGAAAUUGUCCUUUUUAGCAACUAUUUUUAGAAAGUAAACAAAAAUAAUGUGUGUUCCAUAAUCUGGCAGGCUGAAAAACUAGGUUCACUGAUUUUAUGUAUGACAAUGAAAAGCAUGUAACCUUUCACAGUUAUGAGGCUGUAAGCAGUAGAUAUUCAUUUGUAUGUGCUGAUUAAAGUUUAAGUCAUUAAUUGAUUAUUUGAUCAUUUGGAUUAAAUUUACAUUUGUUUUAACUAAUCAAUAAAUCAAUUUAUAUAUA
This is a messenger RNA of Lates calcarifer (barramundi perch), 18566 nucleotides long. Its product is annotated as E3 ubiquitin-protein ligase rnf213-alpha-like. Gene Ontology annotation, molecular function: metal ion binding; ATP hydrolysis activity; ubiquitin-protein transferase activity. The record is from RefSeq and is a predicted model, not a curated record. Gene Ontology annotation, biological process: negative regulation of non-canonical Wnt signaling pathway; ubiquitin-dependent protein catabolic process; sprouting angiogenesis. Gene Ontology annotation, cellular component: nucleolus; cytosol; membrane. NCBI's taxonomy places the organism in Eukaryota, Metazoa, Chordata, Actinopteri, Centropomidae.